Molecule: messenger RNA, 1052 nt
Organism: Puccinia graminis f. sp. tritici CRL 75-36-700-3
Lineage: Eukaryota; Fungi; Basidiomycota; Pucciniomycetes; Pucciniales; Pucciniaceae
Exons: 3
Coding region: 1-990 (329 amino acids)
Source: RefSeq, a predicted model, not a curated record
AUGACUCGACCGAUGUUAGCGAAGAGCGAAAAAGACGAUAUUUCAAUCAGUCUGAGGCCACCGCCUUGGUAUCUUGAAGGCGAAGGAUGGUGGAUAAUUCUAUCAAUCUUAGGCCCCGUCCGCAAGAGAAUCGUCGAGCGAAUCAAGCAAGAGUCGCGGAAAAAGAAAACCAAGCCUUCAGCCGAUUCGACCCAUUCAGAUUCCUUGGGACUCUUAUCCCCCGCCCCCACUCCUGACUUCCGUGGUGGUUUUGGUAGUGUGCAAAUCAUAAGAUAUCAUAGUUCACCUGUUGGUGCAUAUGACGAAUUGUUGCUCAUUCCUGGCGUCUUCAAGCCUCCAGAGGAAUCUCUAAACCGGACCCCAGUAUUCCGGAUCACACAAAUUUACGUUUCUACGCUUGGCUCUGUUCUCAAUGGCCGACAUCAUUGGAACAUUCCCAAGAAGCUUGCCCGGUUUGAAUUCACACCAGUAGAGGGCACGACGAACAAGAUAAAUGUGAAGAUCUACGGGCUGAAGUCCUUCAGAUUCACCCGAUCCAGCGGCUCCACAGGGUGGUACUUCGACCCGGAAUUCUUCGACACGCCGUUCUUCAAUGUGACCAUCCAUCGCCAUUUAGCGCCUCUGAACAUUCCCGUGGAUUUAGGGAAACUACCGAUCCUCGACCUCACUCUGCUUCAGCCUCCAUUACAGACCGUCGAUGAUGAGGAUCAUCAGCCUUUGGAGCCCGAUCUCUUGCUCCUCAACCCUCCAAUCGUCGAUCAUUCCGAGUGGAAACGCACCAAACUUGCGAUCAAAGGCCGCUGUGGUCUGUGCUCCUUCAAAGGUAACUUGCAGCCAGGCAACCGCAAAGCUCCUCAGUUCGCUGAUGGCGAACAUUUUCCUGAUAUCAAACCCUAUCGAAUCGGCUUUCAUUUCCCUCGCAUAUCUCUUAAGGUCUUGCCUGCUUCAUCUAUCCUUGCAUCCUCAGAGCCUCUCUCUGAAAAACAUUGAGUUGCCUAUCUGUCUUCUUCUUAGCUUCCCCAUUCCCAAGUAUCUUUUUUCUUAUGAUAUCC